Messenger RNA from Helobdella robusta, 1296 nucleotides. RefSeq lists its product as hypothetical. The record is from RefSeq and is a predicted model, not a curated record. The transcript has 5 exons. The annotation marks the transcript as partial. Lineage: Eukaryota; Metazoa; Annelida; Clitellata; Rhynchobdellida; Glossiphoniidae. Gene Ontology annotation, cellular component: membrane. Gene Ontology annotation, molecular function: G protein-coupled peptide receptor activity. Gene Ontology annotation, biological process: neuropeptide signaling pathway.
AUGUUGCAGGAGCAGCAACAGCAACGGCCGCCAGUACAUUUUUUUACGAACAACAACGUUUUCAACUUUACUAAAUUUCACAACAUCACGAACAACAACACCAGCAACGAUUAUAACAACUACACCGACGACAAACACUUUCAAUAUUAUUAUGACUACAACCAGAAAGAUGAUGUUUCUGAAGAAUUCAACUACUUGGACGUAAUUAACAUUCUCAUUCCAGUGGUGUUUGGGAUCAUAACAGCGGUCGGUACGAUAGGCAACUUAAUCGUCAUCGCGACAAUAAUCUACAACAGACACCGUCGCAAUCGACCGGCGUCAAACAAAUCGAGAGUGACGUCAUCGGCGACGACAUCCGUGGCGACAACCACCACAGACGUUUUGAUCGCCAGCUUAGCAUUUGCCGAUCUGCUGUUUGUCAUUAUCUGCGUGCCAUUCACGGCCGUUCGAUUCGUCACCGGGUGGCAUCUGGGUAGAUUUUUAUGCAUCGGACACGUGUACGGAGUGUAUCUGAACGCCUACGCAAGCGUGUACACCAUGGUCCUAAUGGCCGUCGAUCGGUACCUGGCCAUCGUGCAUCCCUUCUGCUCUAUAAAUUGGCGCACCCCUAGAAAUGCUCUGAUCGCCACACUGCUCGUUUGGCUCGUUCUCAUCGUCUGCAACUCACCUCUACUCUGGGAAAUUGAUACUUUCUACCAGGAAGGAUGGUUCUCUUGUAACUUCAUCAACUACAACAACAUGGAGGACCGGACGUUCGUGCAGACCUUCCACUCGACCUUCUUCCUCUUCUGCUUCUUCAUCCCACUGACCGCCAUCACAGUCCUCUACAGCCUGCUGCACAGAAACCUCAAGAGAGGAAUGCACAGACAUCCAAGGAACUUACCUCGAAACAGCCAGCAACUCAACAAAAACUCUGAAAUCUCUGAGAACCAGCUUACCGGAAUGCUGAUCGCUGUUGUCGUCACGUUCGCCGCCUGCUGGCUGCCAAUUCAAAUCUGCUUCCUCCUCUUCGCUUUCACAAAAUUCAACGAUACCGCCAUUAUGAUCAUCAUAAAGCUGCUGAGCAACUGCGUGGCUUACAUGAACAGCUGUCUCAACCCAUUCCUCUACGCCUUCUUCUCGCAGGACUUCAGGGACUCCUUCCUCAACCUCCUCCACGCCCUCAAAUAUUUCUGCUGCCCCAAAUCAUCUAAAAAACUAACGACAUUAAAAUCAACAACGAAAACAACAACAACAUCAACAUCAUCAACAACAACAACAACAUCAUCAACAACAUCAACAACAUCAACAAUGACA